GGGUAAAUGGAAUUGAGGAUGGAGCGAGCGACGACGAGGAAUCACAAGGGGGCAUGCAUGUGUAGUAAGGUCUGAGUGGUUGACAGAUGACGACACACUUGGAGUAGCGUUUGAGCUGUGAUGGCGACAAGAGCGAGGAGAUGGACAUGGAGAAGUGGCGGGGUCAAGUUGAUUACUUUUUGAUCCACGAGUCGUCCUGCGCCAGCUUUUUGUACGUUUGCGCGAUUCGGUCGAACAUGUCGCUCUGGUCCUUGAGCAGGGUCUCGUUGCCCUUGAGCCGUUGCUGCGACUUCUCCCGCCGCGCGUCCGAGAUGUUGGAUGCGAUCUGCAUCGCGUUCUUCUCACAUACUUCAAGCCAUUCCUGGACCUUUAGAAGCUCAUCGGGGACUUGCGCGCCCAUCUGCUGCAGUUCGUCGAUCAACUUGCGUCCAAGCGCCACAUUCGUGUUGGCGCCGCCGGUGCUUGAGCUCAUGGUCGGUCGGGCUUCUUGAUUGUGGCAGGGUAGUAG
Molecule: messenger RNA, 508 nt
Organism: Aphanomyces astaci
Lineage: Eukaryota; Oomycota; Saprolegniomycetes; Saprolegniales; Verrucalvaceae
Exons: 1
Coding region: 141-491 (116 amino acids)
Source: RefSeq, a predicted model, not a curated record